Prorocentrum cordatum is the source of this 2953-nucleotide messenger RNA. The record is from the annotation of a GenBank genome assembly. Lineage: Eukaryota; Dinophyceae; Prorocentrales; Prorocentraceae.
GGCGGCCGCGCGUGCCGCGGCGGCGCUGCUGGGCCUGGCGCGGCCGGCGGGGUCCGUGGUCCGCCGCGGGGGCCUCGAGCUGGGGCAGGACGUCGGCCAACCAGCAUCUAACCUUCCUGCCCGGCAGCGGCAGGCUGGAGCUCAAGGUGAAGGCGGACCGGAGCCCUGGGGAGACCCAGCAGCUCAAUCUCACACUACUGAUGUUCAUGGAGAAGGACAUGUCCCUCUUGCGCCAGCGGGGCAUUGACAGGUGCAGCUGGUGGAUGUACGCCCGCGACCGCGCAUAUGUCGUUCUCAAGGGGCACGUCGGUGUGCCGUUCACUUUCAGCAGCAUUGUGUGGUUGACCAACGAGACGAAAUUCUGCGGCGAGCGGUACAUUCCCCUCGGGCCCACAUUGAAAGAUGCGAAGCGCGCGGCGUCGACCUGUCCCAACGCGUGCCAGGACGUCGGCGGUGUUUGGACUACGCACUGGAAGUCCAAUAGUUGCGAGUGCGUUUUCAAUUGCCUCUACACAUUCAAGAUGCCCAACAGGACCCACGCUCGCACCUUCACCCUGGAUAGGUGUGGCUGGAGCGACAGGACAUUGGAGAAGUUCGAGUGCCGAGGUUGCCAGCGGAAGGCUAUACAGUAUGAGCUGCGCUUCUCGCAGGGCCUCACGAGGGGUAAGGAUCUCUCUGCCGAGUGCAUGUUCCUCUGGCCCGUUCUGGUUUUUAUAUUGCUUUACAGCGUCAUCCUCUUGGUUUUCGGGGUCGCUGGCGCGUUGCACAGGCGUACAGAUGCCACUGCGGCCGGAAGCUGGUCCAGAGCACGCUGGGUGUCUCUGGACCCAGGGGUGUUGUUGCCUGCGCUGCAGGCGCUGCUCUGCGUGGUCGGCAUCGUGUGGCUGCUGAUUGUAGCUGAGUGGGGCGAGGAUUUUUUGAUCACGCGGGUGAUCCUCCUCUCCAGCUGGCUGACAUUGGUCGCGGCUGGGGUAUUGCGGCUAUUGGCAGAGGUGCCAGCAUCAGCUCUGCAGGGGGCGUGUCUGCAGCUCCGGAGCCGGCUCCCCAUCGGCAGGUCGCGUUUUCCAGCCUGUGGUGGAUGCUCUCGCCUGCUCAAGCCUAUGUUUUUUAUCGGGAGCGUGGUGCCGACACUCCUUACCCAAGCCAAUGCCCUCUCAUUAGUGGGAGCGGACUCUGGAUUGGUAUCGCUGCUGUGUCAGUCGCUGUCUGUGGGGGCCUUGUGUUGGGCCAGCCUAGCCUGCACCCAUGGCAAGCCCAGCGGCGCUCCGUGCCUUGGCGCACUAGACGCCCGCGAGGCCAGGGUCCUGGUAGCUGUUGUUGCCUCGUACCCGCUGACAAGCAUCUCGGCCGCGCUGUUCGCGAGGUACCUGCGACUGUCCAUGUAUCUAAAAGGCUGCCAAUUUUUCGUGCAGAUGGGGUCGAUGCUGACGCUCACGAGGCAGCUGCGCGUCUUGGUCGUGUCGCUGGCAGCGGUCGUCCUGUGCCAGCUGGUCCCGCACGCCUCGCUCGUCUGGCGCGCGGGGGAGCUGCUGCCCGUUGGCCGGGCCGUUCUCCCGCUCGGCUUCGAGAAGAACUCGCCGUGCGACUACGGCGUCUUCGACACUCCCGUGGCGCUGUUUGACGGAAAGCCCGUGGAUCACGUGGCGCACGUGUUGAAGCACACGUGGUACAACAGGCGCCCAUUCUUUUGGCUGUCGCAGCCGGUCUUCGACGCCUGCGACACCAUGAUCAACGCCAAGGGCAAGGUCAACAGGGUCAGGUACGGCUACGAGCGCAAGUACCCGUCCACAGGUUGCGUUGCGUUCGUGCUCGCCACCCAGCUCUGCAAGUCGGUGUCGCUGUACGGCUUCGGCCCGGACAGCACGCGCGACGCGGAGCAGCCCGCCAACGCCAAUGGGAGCCAGCAGGGUCCAGCGACGUACUCGCUCUUCAAGGAGAAGGCCUUCCUGGCAUUCCACGACUUCGGCACAGAGCAUGCGAUCAUCAGCGGCUUCGCGCACGCCACUGACGCGUCUGGCGUCGUCAAGCAGUGGUCGAAGAGAAUACUCAACAACGCCACCUUUCUGAAGCAGUGGAAGGGCGCCGUCCCUAUCAUCCAGAGAGGCCUGUCGUGCGCGAAGGUCCAGUACCCAGGCCCCGGCAUUACUCGGUCACACGUCAACCUAGGACCGUGCAAGAGUGAGCCUCUACUGCGCCUCACCGAGGAGCACUGCGUCGAGAUGGCGACUGUUGCCCUGGGCGGCCAGUCGGGCUGGGCGGCCACGGGACCGAAGAAGGAGUGUGACGUGUACGAAACUUGCACGGCUUGUGAUGGCAAAGUCGGCGACUGCAUCAUCGAAGGGCUGAAGAUGGUUCGCAUUGAGUCUAAUGGGAGCAAGGGGUCGGCUCCGCCCUGCGAGAGGCCCGAGCUUGCGGACGGAGUCAUGUCGCCGCUGAUAACAGACUCCGCGCGAACGCAACUCAGGAAAGACCUCGCCGCGUUCAAGAAGGCAGAGGUCCCUGGCCUGGAGAUCUUGCUGAGACCAGACGCGCUGCAUCCAGAGCGCGCGAGGCCAUGGGACACGUGUGCGAUCGUGGGCUCAGGCUCGGAGCUGGCUGGGCAGAAGGCUGGGGCUGCCAUCGACGCGCACGAGCAGGUGUGGCGGCUGAACACGCAGGUGGUGCACGAGAUGUACGAGGAUCUGGGCAGAAAGACGACCCUGAUCAUCUCCAACCACCACGCCUGGCGCCGCAUCUGCUAUCCUUCAGCCCUCUGACGUGCAGUGCAGGGCGUGCCGAAUGCGGGUGCUGACUGCUCUUAGGUGUAGGGCUCCUUGUCUUAGACGGGGGCUCCAGUGUGGGCAGCGGUGGCGCCUUCGCCAUCCAGCGCGCCAGUUGUAGGGACGCACGGCUGCCGCAGCUCCUCCUGUCUAGAAUCUCCAAGCCCCGCCUUAAAGCUCGCAAGAGCCCCCCC